Messenger RNA from Ostreococcus tauri, 2268 nucleotides. Its product is annotated as Domain of unknown function DUF3351. Bases 1 to 2268 code for a protein of 755 amino acids. Gene Ontology annotation, biological process: mRNA splicing, via spliceosome. Gene Ontology annotation, cellular component: spliceosomal complex; Prp19 complex. The transcript has a single exon. The record is from RefSeq and is a predicted model, not a curated record. Lineage: Eukaryota; Viridiplantae; Chlorophyta; Mamiellophyceae; Mamiellales; Bathycoccaceae.
AUGCGGAUCCAAAUCAAGGGCGGCGUGUGGAAAAACACCGAGGAUGAGAUCCUCAAGGCGGCGGUGAUGAAGUACGGAAAGAACCAGUGGAGCCGCGUGAGCUCGCUGUUGAACCGGAAGAGCGCGAAGCAGUGCAAGGCGCGAUGGUACGAGUGGCUCGAUCCGAGUAUCAAGAAGACGGAGUGGACGCGAGAGGAGGAUGAGAAAUUGUUACAUCUGGCGAAACUCAUGCCGACGCAGUGGCGCACGAUCGCGCCGGUGGUCGGACGGACGCCGAGUCAGUGCUUGGAGCGGUAUGAGAAGUUGCUCGACGCGGCGUGCGCGAAGGAUGAGGAUUACGACGCCGGGGAUGAUCCGCGACGACUGCGACCGGGGGAAAUCGAUCCUAACCCAGAGACGAAGCCGGCGAAACCGGACGCGGUGGAUAUGGACGAGGACGAGAAGGAGAUGCUGGCCGAAGCGCGAGCGAGAUUAGCGAACACGAAGGGUAAGAAGGCGAAGCGGAAGGCUCGGGAGAAGCAGCUCGAGGAGGCGAGGAGAUUGGCGGAGUUGCAGAAGAAGCGAGAGCUCAAGGCGGCGGGCAUCGCGCACGUGCGGAAGGCGAAGCGCGUGCGCGGGGUCGAUUACAACGCCGAGAUCGCGUUCGAGCGAAAACCGGACGCGGUGAUGUACGACACAAGAGAAGAAGACGAAGCUUUCGCCAAGAUGCAAGCUGCAAAAGUGUUUAAGCCAAUCUCCCUCGCUGAGCUCGAGGGCAAAAAGUCAGCCAAGGAGAUGGAUGAGGCAAACAAAAAGCUCGCCGAGGCGAGACAAAAGAUGCAAGAGCGUCGGGACAUGCCAGGCGCGGUUCAGCAAAAUCUUAAGGCGAACGAUGCGUCUUUCACGCGACGAUCAAAGUUGCUUCUACCGACGCCGCAAGUCUCCGACAGAGAGUUAGAGGACAUCGCAAAGAUGGGCAAGGGUGUGAGUGGAUUACUCGAUGACGGCGGUACGACGCCGGCCUCCGCUCUUUUAAGCUCAUAUGAGCAGACUCCGGCGACUUCGACGGCGCGCACUCCCAUGCGCACUCCCAUGGUUGAGGGAGACGCCAUCUUGCGAGAGGCGCAGCAGCAAGCGGCCCGCCGCAACCAAAAGUCCACACUCUUUGGCGGUGGUGAAGAGGCGGCGGCGCUAAUGCCCACCGAUUUCGCGGGAGCGACGCCCAGUCGCACUAGGGCGACGCCGACGCCGUCUCGAAGCGAAGUGAGUUCGCAAAUGGGCACGACGCCAUUGCUGCACGGACAAACGCCUAUUCGUGACGGGUUGCACAUCAACGAUCAGUACGCCGCGCACUUCACCGAUUUGUCAGAGCGCGAACGUCGCGCCCACGCCGCGUCCACGAGUGCGUCUCUGAAGGGUGCGUUCAUGUCCCUUCCGAAGCCACAGAAUGAGUAUCAAGUCGAUUUACCUGAGGCGGAGGAGAUGGAGGACGAACUUAUGGAGGACGCCAUUGUUGAAGACGAAGCAGAUGCGCGCGCGCGUCAGGCCGCGGCGCUGGCAGAAUACGAAGCUAUGCAAAUGCGCAAGCGGUCGCGUGCUGUUCAACUCGAUCUUCCUCGGCCGACCGAAAUGGUAGUCGUCGAGCCGCUCGCCGGGGACGCCAUGUCCAAACUGGUGAACGACGAAGCGACGGACUUGCUCGCUCACGAUGUCGCCAAAUACAGUAAGAAUACGAGACCAGCGGUGAGUAUUGAAGAGUUUGAUGAGUCAUUAAUGACGAACGCCCGUGAACUCAUUGAGGCCGAAGCGCAGGAAAUGCUUCGCGAACAGAAUAGUUCUCGCGAAGACUUCGCGGACGCCUUCAUCGCGGCGCUCGUUGAAGAACGCAAGAAAAACAUCUUCGUCCCUAGCCUCAAUUCGAAUAUUUCCGUCGAUGAAGCCACAGAAGAACAGCGCCUUGAAGCCGCCAAGGCGUGCUUCGAAAGCCUGCGAAGGGAUAUGGAGAAGGACGCCAAACGCGCCUCCAAGUUGGAGCAAAAGUGUAAUCUGCUCACUGCGGGUCUUCAGAAGCGCGACGGCGAGCUGCGCCAAAAGCUCAAAAAGACUGUGGAUGAAAUCCAGUCACUCGCGAUAGAAGCCGAGUCUUUCGCAAUGUUACACGAGCAAGAGCAACGCGCCGCUCCGGAACGAAUUGAAUACUGGCUCGAGUUGGUGCAAGCGGCUCGCGCGAGAGAGAAACUUCUCCAAGAGAAGUACUCGCAGUUGACGAGAGAGCUGAACGCGCGUUAG